UUAAUAGUUUAUUCUUCAUGUCCUAUCUUUUUUUUUGUGUUUGCUUUUUGCAUCAUUAACCGUUGGAUUCCUUAUUAUUUUAGUCUUUUUCUUAUCUCUUUUCCAUCCAAAGAUCAAAGAUGGAAAGAGGUGGAUAGAUCUUAAUAGAUAUGUAAAAUCACCAUCAUUAUUAUUAUUAUUAUUAUUAUUAUUAUAUAAAAGGGUCUAUCUUUGCCUUGGUGUGUUUUAUUCUAUGUAAAGGAACAUCCUGUUUUCCCAACCAACUUGAAGCUCCUUCUACCAAAACCAACAGCAUCAUCAUCCAUGGCAUCUCAAGGUCACGGUAACAAGCUCAUCGUUUCAACAUCACCAAAGAGUGAUAGUGGCGGCGGCGGUGGCGGCACGGGAUCAUUGCCCAAAGGACAGUGCUUGUGCUCACCAACGACACAUGAAGGGUCCUUCCGGUGCCGUUUGCAUCGUGGGCAUACAGCUUCACCAGCUAAUUGGAUGAAACGCUCCAAGUCCAUGCCUGCCAAUAAGCCUGUGGUUUCUGACUCCACAUGCUGAUGAUAACAAAAAAAAACUAUUGUGAGUUAUGUGUUCAUGUGUACCUUUAUAUGAUAUGAUAUGAAUCCUUGCUUGCAACUCUUGAAUUUUGGCAGUGUUGAUUUUAUAUAUGCUUUGGAACUUUGUUGUUCCACCUCUCAAGUUUUCCCUAUGCUUAAUUACAUAUACAUAAAUUAAUUAUAGAAGUAGGUGUGACUAUUUUGAUUA
This is a messenger RNA of Glycine soja, 753 nucleotides long. RefSeq lists its product as uncharacterized. The coding region runs from base 304 to 546 and encodes 80 amino acids. Lineage: Eukaryota; Viridiplantae; Streptophyta; Magnoliopsida; Fabales; Fabaceae. The transcript has a single exon. The record is from RefSeq and is a predicted model, not a curated record.